Physella acuta is the source of this 1860-nucleotide messenger RNA. RefSeq lists its product as uncharacterized. The record is from RefSeq and is a predicted model, not a curated record. Lineage: Eukaryota; Metazoa; Mollusca; Gastropoda; Physidae.
ACAGAAACCAGCACAGGAAUUAAUUUUUAAAACAAAAUAAAGCAAAGUGAUUAGACGAAAGGUUGAGUGGACAUUGGCAGAGACUUAUGGCGGUAUUAAACAAUUGGAAAGUUUACAGUAAAGACGGGUUGAUUUUCCUUUGUUUAUUAUUAUGGAGCUGCAGCCUGCUCGCCCCCUCAUUGGCCUCAUGCUUACGUCCUGAGCCAUGCACAGUAGAUGAAAGAUUCCAGCCUCUGACUUGUGAAUGUGUGCCCUGUCAAAAGGGUUACGUUCAACCAAGUGAAUUACACCGGAAUGAAUUUUGUAUUCCAUCACAAACUAGAGAUGCAGAACUAAACUCCGGGAACAUUUUAAAAAUUUGGUUUACAUCUUUCUCUAGGAUGAUGCCAUUUGUGAUCUCAGUCUUACACCUUUUCUCAGGGCUAUACUAAUGUGUUCUACUGUAUACAAAUUUGUGUCCACUCAAAGAUCAAGCUGUAGCCAAUUUUGUAUACAGACAAUAAAACUAACUUCAUUACAUUUUUAAAUGAUUCUAAUUAGUUUUCAUAUUGUCUGUACAAAUUUAAUAGCUUUUUUAAAAUUCUAUAAAAAUCAGCCUUUUAUACAUUGAAUUUUAAGUAUGCUGCCUGCAUAUUUAUUACUGCAAUUUUUUUUUAAAGGAAAAACUAUGCAUAGUACUAAGUACUAGAUGCCAGUAAUUUAUAACCUGUUUAAUUAAUGCUAUUAAAUAUUAAUAUAUUUGCAUUUCAUGAAGUCAAUUUAUUUUUUAUCUCAAAUGUACUUUUUGUUUGUUAUGUUGCUUUUUUAACUAUAAAAAUAAUGCAUUUCAAAAAGAAUAAUUAAGACAUUUCACAUGCGUUUAAAUGGUUUGCAUUUAGAAAACUUGUUACCUUUAAUGGAUUUUAAAAUAACAUGUUUAUGUUCUGUUUCAAAUUUUAGUACAGGCCAUAUAAAUCAAAGAAGCCACUAAAUAAAUGGCACUCUGAUGUAAUUAAAUUUGAAUUAUUUUCGAGCAUUUUGCAAGAGACAGUAUACAGUUGUUUUUUUUUAUUCAAAAUUUGCAUUUAACAUAUCUAGGCCUUGAUUUUUAAAAAAUAUUUCAAUGAUUUAAAUGCAUUUACAUUGAAAGUUAUGUUUCAUUGAGAAAAACAAAAUUGAUCUUGUUAAAGUUGUUUUAUAACGGAUUGUUUAACUUUACAAAUGUUCAAUCCAGUGAGAAUUUAUUAUGUACUUAUUGUGCAUAAUAGAGACUGUGAAUUUUCUAAUAUUUCUAAUUUUUACUCAAUUAUGACGGACAUGGAAUCUCUUGUUAUGAGUUCAGUCAAUUUUUCAAAAAUUAUUUUUUAAUUAUUUUUGUAAAUAAAAUAAAAUCUUUUAAUAUAUUUUAUUUUUUAUAAAAAUAAAACCAGCAUUACAAAUUGUUAACCAUUCAUUCUGUUUUCAUCUGACUUAUAAAAGUUGUAUUGGAAUGAAGUGAUUAAAAGUUUUCUUGCAGCAGAAAAAAUGUGUUCAGCUUAGUUGCUUAAAUCAGGAAGAUAAUAAAGUAUGAGGAAUGAUUAUUUUAGGCUGGUACCAACUUCAUAUAGAUGCAUGUUUUUACACUCAUAAAUUAAAAUAAAGUCUGAGAAAUAACUGAUAUAGAUGAUAAAACUAUUUAGUUUUAAUCUGCUUGGGAAGAGUAAUGUUUUGAAAAUGUAAUAUUUGACCAGUAAUAUUUUACUGCCUCAGUUGGUCAACAGAGGAAUCUGGUGUGCCUCAUUUGUUGGUGUAUAACUACAGUUAUUAAAAAGAAUACAUAAAGACUCUCAUCCACUGGGAAAGAGAUCGCCAGCUAAUGAAACUGUCGAUGAAUGUAUGGAC